UUACAUAAAAGUAGGAACUUCGGUGAAAAACCUGUUUUACAAAUAUAAGAUUAUCUCUAUUAUUUAUUUAAAACAAAAAAAGUUUUUCCAUUUUUAACGAAAUAGAUUAUAGAAUAAUAUUAGUUCAUAUAAAUUCAACAAGAUCCAUUUUGAAUAUUUUGUUUUAAUUUUAUUUUAAGUUACAUGCAAAAGGCUGCUAUUGCUAAAGGUAGGACCUAACAAGCCUGAAUAAAAAUAAUGAAUCUAUGAUUCAAAUAACGACUUUAAUCUACUGAAUAAUAAUUCCCAGAAAAUAGCUUUUUAUUCAAUAAAAAAAUCGUUAUUCACUAUAUUUCCUGAAAUGCAUUUCUUUAGAUUUUGUUACAUUUUUUUUAUAGUUCUAAAAUUAAAUUAAUUUUCAGCAAACAUUCAUGGAGAGCACUGAUUGAUAUAAAGUGGUUAGUUAUCAAAACUUCAGAAGAGUAGUUUCAAUCCGGGGAGGCUAGGGCCAGUCAAGAUGGAUCAUGAUCAAUUUGUGGUAGGUAGGGAUGGGUUGGUCGGGUUUCUCUAAUCUCAAACUCAACAAGCGGGUGCAUUUAUUGAAGAAAAAAAAAUUGAUAAAAUAUUUUGGGAUCUAGAAGUGAAAAUCCAACCCAUCGAGUAAUCAAAAAUUCACAAACCUAACAUUAUAUUAUUUAUUCGAACACCGACAUUAUAACGUUAUCAAAGUUUUCCCUAUAAAAAUAUAUCCAUGAAGAUUAAAAACAUUCAUAAAUUAUCAAUAUUAUUAAAUUUAUAUUGAUGUGAAAAUUAAUUACGUGCAUCCAUAAAUUAUACAUAUUGUAUGUUCUCACAAAAACUUUUCAAUCGAAUGAUUUGUCUGUCCAGGGUUAUAAACCCUACAGGCGGCAACUAAACACGAGGGUUGCGCUUGUUAUAUUCGAUACCAGUAAGAAAAGUCCCCCCAAAAAAUGGUCGGUUAGAUACAAAAUAACGCCAUUUUGCUUUAUAAGUGCAUGUCUGAGUGGAAAGCGGGUUGAACCGAUCCAAAACCCGUUGACACUAAAUUUCACUCGCUUUGACUGCGUUGGAUUGAGUUGGGUACCCGUAAAUUCGGGUUAGAAUUGUUGUCCGUAGUGGUAGGUAGGCACAUAAUAUCUGCAGCAGCAACCAUUCAUUAAAAUUUAUCAGUUUGUGCAGGUCCACCACCAAAUGGAAGAUGAUGAUGAUGAACUUGAUCCACAGUAUCGAUCCGUCAGCUUGUGUUGUGGAUCCGGCCUGUGUAUGUCUGAUUUUCUUCGGAUCUGUCGCAGUUUUGUUUUAUGGGGUUUUUCUGGUUUUGAUAACACUAUAUAAUUAUGCAGCUGCAGCACGCUAAGCAUAACUGUAGAUCAUGUGGAGGAACAGGAAACGGUCAUGGGUUUCUCUAAUUUCUUUCUUAAUUACUUCAUUAAUUAUAUAUAGCAGGCCUAAUAAGUAAUAUCUAAUCCGUACUUAAUUAAUACUGCAAAUAUAGAGUUAUAUUCGGAUCUGGAUCUCGGCGUUGGUUGCCAGGAAAUCUUCAUUUUUAACUACUCUGAAGUUUGAACCACUUGAUCAACAAGAGGUAUAAUAGAGUCAAACUCUGAGACCGCUGGCUCGACACAAUUUGGGUCUUGUGAGUCGAGGAGCCGAAGGGGAUGCUAAUAGAGGCAAACAAGCAGUGGCGGAGCUAGGAAGAAGUCUGAAGGAGUAUAAUCGGCUCUCGUUAAUUUUUAGGUAGGAAGACGAACGCCAAAGCGUCCUAACUGCUAACUCGUAUUAAUAAUAAAACGGUCCAUGGAGAUUGCCAUGGAGUCAUACAAAAGCCAAUUACACAAAGUCGGGUCACACACAUCGAAGGGAUGUGUACCAAAAGGGGCAUUAUGGCCCUUGCAAGCCAAGUAGUCGGCGGCAAAAUUUCCCUCCCUAUAAACAUAUGAAACAGUCACAUCCCAUUCAAGACCUAAAGGUCUUCCAAAUUUAUACAAAAUUACAUGUCACGUUCAGAACAAAUUUAUAAAAAAAAAAAAGUUGUCAUCAAGACUUUAACCCCUCUCUCUAAUUAUCACGGUUCAAAUCAGCCUCCUUCAAAUUACUGGCUCUCCCACUGGUGGCAAGGCGAGCCUUGUCCGCCAGGUGGUGGGUCGUCUCAGUAAUUGGGGUGUUCAAGUCGCACUUUUUUUUUAUGAAAAAACUAUAUGUUCCUCUCUUUUUUUUUGUGUGUGUAAUGUUACUGUUGUUUUGUAUCGCGCUGUUCUCAGUGAACUAAGAAAGAAAAAGUUAAAACAAACAAUGGCACCCGAAACACAAUUCUCCAAAAUUUAGAAAGAAUUAUCGAGAAAACUACAACAAACACAACCCAUUAAAUAAAUUCAUCGUACUCAUUCAAUAUAUGCUUCGUUUCUAAUCGGCUGUUUGGUCGUGGAGUUCAAAGAUAAAAUAUGAUAGACGUUCUCAUCCCGCACGUCAACACGAGAGGCCAUUUAAGUAUUAAGAAAACACGUGGGUCAUGUGCUUUCAUGAUUUCACCAACAACUACCCACUACGACUACUACGUACUACUUUGUUGGUUUAUUUGGAUCGGAAAGAGUUGAAACAAGGGUAGGUAGGUGAAUGGAAUCAACAAAGCCGACUGCAAAACUUUUUUUUGUCGACUCUCUUUUUUCAAGCCGUAAAAGGAUUCAUUUGCCAACAAAAAAGACAUACAGAGUCUGACAAAGCUUCUCGGAUGCGGUUGGUGGAUCUCUCCACCAAUGAUGUGUAAACUUCCGUUUUGUACGAGCUUCAGAGAGUUGAUGGAUGAAGGUUGAUUACGACUUAGAACACUGAAGUUACUCGAGAUUUAUAUGCCGGUUUCGGGCGGUUGAUAUAGAGUUGAGAGGUUGUGGAAAUGCGUUUAGUUUUAAACUACUGUCUGACAUCCUUAAUCUUUACUUUAACGACGUGAUUGGAAACGGUUUCGUGAAGUAGGAGAUCGAUAGAGAGUUGAGAUUGUCGGAGUUGUUCAUUUCUAUCUAUUUUGAACGUUUGCUAUGAGUGACAAUCAAGUUGGUGUCGGUAUCAGUGUGUUAGGAAAUUUGUGACCGUAGAUUUGGCUCAAUACGAUAUAACAAUCUGGUUUUUUUGUAUAGGUGGGCUGGUCUCAAACUAUAGUUCAACCACUUCUCGUCUUCACCUUAACCACAUGAUUGUACAACGACACAAGAAGUAUGAUUGAUCAAUCCCACGGACGAGAUGAACUUAGAUUUGAACACAUCUACUCCAGGAUUAUUCUACUAUCCCACUCCAAAGGAAGUAUUCUUCCUUGUAGGAAAGUUAAACAAACCUAGCUUUCCUUUUGGUCCCAAAUCAAGUUAAAAAAUUUAUCUUCGACAAUAAAAAAAUGGCUGCGUUUAGAGGAGUCAUAUAUGUUCAAUUUUAGUAGAAGAUCAUCAUUGAUCAAGCACAAAUGAAAGACCCACUUGACCUCUUCGAUGAACUAUGCUUUUCAUUGUCUUGAUCUCCUAACCCUUCAUUGGAGAGUGACCAUUUUCUCACGAUUUCAAAAACAUAAAUGAGCACUUCAGCAUACUUUACAAAGUUUAGUGGCAAUUCUGCAAUAUGGAUCAAAAGUUCAGUGACCAUUUUGCCAUUGAGCUCACAAAAAGCCCUAAGCCCAAAACAUAAAACAUACAUCUAUCCUUCCUUCCUCAAGUGGAAAUGGCCAAAAACCAAGCAUCACUUUCCAAACGUUGAUGCAGUUUUUUGCAUUAUUUGACUUGCACAGCAGUUUCAUGUCUCCUGGAAAUCGAAAUAAAGAAACAUGAAUGAUAUGAAUUAGAGAACUUGGAUCAUAAUGUUAUAUCACAAACUUCAUAAAACUGGAAAAUGGCUUUAAGUUAGAAAAGAAAAAAAAAGAACAAAAUUCUGAGUAGCUGUAAUUAGCUGAUCCAUUUACCUCUGUAAAGAACUUCACUGCUGGUGGGUGAUCACACAACCGAUCAUAUAAUCCAUGGAGACCAUUUGGAGAUUCUUCAUCAUCAUCAUCAUCAUUUUCUUCUUCGCCAUCUUCAUUCGUCACUACUCUGUCGUCGUAAACUGGAAUAACCAGACAAUUCUUGAUCAAGUCGAGCAGCUCGUGCGUGUACCAGCAGCGAAAGAAGAAUUCAACGGUAGAAGAGUCGCCCGCAUUUUCCCCAACGACGAGUGUUUGAUCAGUAGACCAUACUAAGAAGUGACCAUUCAAGAGACGCUCAUCUUUCUGAUCAUCAUAUUUUCGGAAAGGUUUCCAAACGUAUUCGCCCACAACAACUUCAGCCCCCCAGCAUUGUCUCUAUCGUCGAGCAUCAUGCAAUGAACAUGGAAAUUGGUGUCCUUAUUACUAAGAAGGGGAUCAGGGGAGUUGAGCAGCACACAGAAGAUUAUCGACUUCAACUUCCAUGGAUGUCCACGCAACUUUGCUGUCACUGUUGUGUUAUUAGUAUUACCAUUAUUAGGUCCCUUUUUGUUUCCUCCUUCACCACCACCACUUUCACUCCCCCAUUUUGCAGGGAGUAACAGGCUCGACUGGUAAGAGCAUCGAAUAGAAUCCUGUGUGAACUGCAGCAAUGAUACAGCACAAAAGGGAAGCAGAAAUUAUGACCACUAUGCCAAAGCACCAAUCUAUAUCUGAGAAGUCAUGUUUCUCGACAUUGCCAAUUGACAGGGUUUGAAGUGACUUGCAACCAUGAGCAUCCAAUUUUUGCAAGGAUGGAGGAAGCUCUGGCAAAUGCCUUAGCUGAUCACAACCAACCAGAUUGAGUUCACUCAAUCUCGUUAGUUUGUGGAUGGUGAAAGGGAGGCAUGCUAGACUCUUCCAAUCUUCUAGGUUGAUAUGUCCCAGAGAUUUCAACUUAGAGAAGUCACCAGAGAUGAGAAUAAGUUGCUCGUUUUUCGAAAGGUCGAGGUUCGUCAAUUCUGUCAACUUCUCCAACUCAACCACCUCUUCGCAAGGUUAAGCCCUUCAGGCUUGGGAUGACUGGAAAUUCAGUCAACUGAGAGCAGCCACUGCAUCGGAGUCCCACAAUAUGCAUUUUGGUGAUGAAACUUGGAAACUUCUGGAUUGGUAUGUAGCUUAGAUCCAACAUUCUCAGGCUGGGUAAAAUGCCAUAAUGACAAGUACUUUGUUCGUGGUUGCUGGUUGGAUAGUCUGCCAAGUUCUCGAACUUUAGGCAGAUGCAAUCCGACAAGUUGAGGGAGUCCAACUUGGGGAGAUCCAAAAUUGAGGAGGGGAGCUCCACUAAGCUCUCACAUGAAGAAAGGUCAACGUUUUAAAGCUUUUUAGCCCUGGAGAGAUCAGGCAACUUUCUUAGCCUUUUUGAUCCCGUGAGAUUAAGGAAUUUCAAAUUCCCCAAAUCCUGCAAGAUGUGUAUGUGUACAGUACAAUGAGGAAAGUGUACGGAAUUUCAAAAGAAGCUCUAGAUUAUUGAAUUAAGAAAUACGUACCGCAUUAAGUUGUUCAUCACUUUCCCAAAGUUGUUCAAUCUGGCUACAUGGCAGAUUAAGUUUGAUAAGAUUUUCAGCAGAAAAUUGACAAGGCAAACACUUAGAAGCAAACGAAUGCCAGUCAAGAAUUCUCAACGCGUUUGGUAGAUAUUUUAACCCAUCCUUUGGAGUAACUAGACUGCUAGCGCACUCACCAAUCACGAGGAAUCGGAGUUUCUUCAUCUUCAUGAAAGUGUCGGGUUGCAAGUGCAAGUCAUGUUCAUCCUUCUUAAAAAAAGAGUGCAAGCCAUGUACCUUGAAUCCGAUUUGGUCAACCUUCAAGAAGAUACCUUCGGUGGAUUCAGUCCCCUGUGUAGUGAAAACAAAAACAAACAGGUCCAUAAAAAAUUUAUUUUUCAAAUUCAGUGCCUAACCUUCAAGUGAUAAAUUAAUUACUAUCACUAAUAAAAAGUCAAGUUAAUAGGAAAUUUGUUUGCAAAAAAAAAAACUAUAAAGAAAAAUAAGUAAUGCAGUAAAAUUUAGUCCUUAGA
Linum trigynum is the source of this 5993-nucleotide messenger RNA. NCBI's taxonomy places the organism in Eukaryota, Viridiplantae, Streptophyta, Magnoliopsida, Malpighiales, Linaceae. The record is from the annotation of a GenBank genome assembly.